This is a messenger RNA of Passer domesticus (house sparrow), 1200 nucleotides long. It is a transcript of the gene SF3B5, whose product is annotated as splicing factor 3b subunit 5. The transcript has a single exon. Lineage: Eukaryota; Metazoa; Chordata; Aves; Passeriformes; Passeridae. Gene Ontology annotation, biological process: mRNA splicing, via spliceosome. The record is from RefSeq and is a predicted model, not a curated record. Bases 120 to 380 code for a protein of 86 amino acids. Gene Ontology annotation, cellular component: U2 snRNP; precatalytic spliceosome.
UGCGGCAGGAACAGCGGCGGGAAGCGCUGCUGCGCCCGCCGGAAAAGAUCCCGGCGCCCGGAGCCCUCCCCGCUGCCCAGGCCUUUCCGCGCUCGGCCCGCCCGCCGUCCCGCCUCGCCAUGACGGACCGCUACACCAUCCACAGCCAGCUGGAGCACCUGCAGUCCAAGUACAUCGGCACGGGGCACGCCGACACCACCAAGUGGGAGUGGCUGGUGAACCAGCACCGCGACUCGUACUGCUCCUACAUGGGCCACUUCGACCUGCUCAACUACUUCGCCAUCGCCGAGAACGAGAGCAAGGCGCGCGUCCGCUUCAACCUGAUGGAGAAGAUGCUGCAGCCCUGCGGGCCGCCCGCCGACAAGCCCGACGAGUCCUGACCCUCCUCCUCCUCCUCCUCCUCCUGAUCCCGGCCCUCUCUCCGCGCGGUUCCCGCGAAGGACUGACCGGGAGAAACCUCGCAAAAUGCCUGCCUCCGGACUCUCUGACUGUGCAGUCGUUCACCUUUUUUCAAGUGGAAUAUAAUAAAGCUUCCUGGGCAUUCCUGAUGUUUGGUUUGGUAGUUUCCUAUUGCGAGCUUUUUGUUCCCAGAGUGCAAAAAGUUUCAGUGCAACCUUCCGAGGUGAAAGUCUUGGAUACUCCUCGGAUACAGCAUUUUCCCGACCGGGCGGAUUGAUGCUUGCCUACAAAACUCGGUUUUGGGGGGAGAGAGGGGAACUUUGUUGGUACUCAAAGGGUUUGAUUUCUUGGUAGCAGUAGUAUGUGGGGUGGUUUAAAAUUCCAAAAUGUCUUUUCUCUAAACACUAUUUUCUUGCCUCAUUAUUCAUCUUUCCUGUACCUUCGGGGUUUUCAAACAUCGAUUAUUUCUGAUACAAAUUAGCUACUUUCUCCACCCCCCCCCAUGCUUACUAGUAACCUAGCAUUCAAGUUUUUUCUCCCUUACAUCAAAGAUACUAAUAUUGGCUUGUGCUUUGUUAAUAUGGAAUAAGAAUAUAAGGAUUAUUCGCUACUUAGAAGUAAAAUGCUUCAAGGUGACACAGAUCAGAUUGCAUACUGAACAGAUGUUGAUUCUGAUUUUUCACUUAAAAUAGGCUUUCUAUUCACUUAAAGUAAACAUAAAUUUUGGCUUCUAAUAGAUGGAAAGACCUCAACCCAAAACAGUGAGAUAUGCUGCUUGAAGAAAUAAAAUGUUGUAAUUUC